UGCGCACUCAAACAAUUACCAUGUCAAACUGAAAUGAAACUGUUCCUCUGAGAAGUCCCUGAUGAAGUGCUGAACGAGCAGUUUAGAUCUCUGGAGUGUCGCUUAAGGGCUUGUUAAACAUCCAGCCACAACAACAACAUGUUUGGUAAAAAGAAGAGAGCUCCGCAGCCCAGAGGCCAAGGCGCCGCUGCAGCCAAGCAGAUGGGUCUGUUUGUAGACCUGGACUCUGAGGAGAUGAUGGGAAUGGAGGGGAAUCUGGAGGACCCGGAUUUAGAGGCAGAACUGGCUGCUAUCACUGGGAAUAAAGCUGCUGCUGGAGGGAGAGCCAAGCAGAAGGGGAAAAGUGCGCUGCCCAUGGAAGACAUCGCAAAAAUGGCUGACGAGUGUAUGCGCGAUCUCGAUGACGAUGAAGAUGACAGUAACUUGGAGGACGAUGAAGAUUUAUUGGCAGAGCUGCAGGAAGUGGUGGGUGAGGAGGAAGCUGAGGAUGCUGUAACCCUUUCCUCCAAAUCUUCUGCCACUGCUGAAUCUCCUCAAGCCGAAACACCAGAGUCACUGACGCAGCAGGAAGUAAAGGUUUCCUCUGCGGCCCCCGGCAGCCUCCAACACACCCUGGAGGAGAGAGUCGCCAUGUACAGGACGGCUCUACAGAACGCUAUAACUGCAGAGGAGACCUCCAAAGCCAGGAGAUUCGAUCGUGGUCUGAAGACGCUGCAGUCGAUGAUUGCUGCCGUUAAAAAAGGGAAACCUGUGAACGAGGCAGAGAUUCCUCCUCCGGUCACCAGUGGAGCGCCGAGUGCCGCCCCUCCUCCUCCUGCUGCCCGUCGCCCCCCUCCCCCCGUCCCCUCGCCUCCUGAACCCUGUCCCUCAGAUCAGGAGGGGGGGUCGGAGGUCACAACGCCCCCGCCUGCUGUACCGGAGAUCAUCACCCCAAGUGAAGAGGAGCAGUCGUCCUCCUCCCUGCCUCUGAGCAGCGUCCCCUCUCCAGAGGAGCCUGCAGACAGAGCUCAGACCAGUCCCUCUGAUGCGAACGAGGCGACCAAGACGCUGCUUCUGGAGAGGCAGAAAGAAUACAAGAUGGCAGCUCUGAGAGCCAAGAAGCAGGGAGAUGUGGAGCAAGCAAGACUUCACCUCAAGACCGGCAAGAGGUUCGAUGUGAUGAUCGAGGCGUUGGAGAAAGGACAAGCGGUCGACCUCAGUGAGCUCCCUCCGUCCCCAGAUCAGGUGUCUGCUCCCGUCAAGAAAUCUUCAUCCGGGCAAAACAUAGAAGUCGCCCAACCAGUUACAUCCGCUCCAGCCGCUGCCCCCCCAUCGGCUCCCAAAGACGUGCUGGAGGCUUUAGAGCAGAGACGAGCCAAGUACUCAGAAGCGUCCAAUCAGGCGAAAGCAGCCGGAGACGACCGCAAGGCCCGAAUGCACGACCGCAUCGCCAAGCAAUACCAGAGUGCCAUCAGAUCUCACAAAGCAGGAAAAGCGGUCAACUUUGAGGAGCUGCCGGUUCCUCCUGGUUUUCCUCCCAUCCCGGGUCAGAAGGCAGCGGGAGCAGAUCAGGGAUUAAUUGCUGCUCUGGAUGCAGCUGAUAAAAUAGCCUCCACUGAUGCGACUGAAAUAGCUGAUGAAGAUGAAGAAGGGGAGAAGGAAGAGGAGACUAAGCGCGCAGAACACCCGAAGAAGCUGAUGUUGGACGUCCCCGCCGCAGCGCAGGAACGCAGGAAGAGUCCGACUUCACCAGAAGGAACAGCCGCCGGGGAGGGUCUCUCAGCGACAGCGGAGUUCCUGGAGGGCAGGAAGAAGCAGUACAUGAGGGCGGCUCUGCAGGCCAAGCAGAAGAGCGACAUGGAUCAGGCCAAGACGUUCCUGCGCACGGCCAAGAGCCUGGAGCCGCUGAUCGAGGCGGCUCGCAGCGGGCGGACGGUGGACAUCAGCACGGUGCCGUCGCCCCCCGGUGAUGAAGACGAGGACUUCAUCCUGGUUCAUCACAGCGACGUGCAGAUCUCAGAGAAAGCAGAGCAGCUCUACACACAGCUGGCCAAGAUCCUCAAAGAGCAGUACGAGAAAUGUAUGACUCACUCCAAGCAGUUCACACACCUGGGGAACGUCCCCGAAACAACAAAGUUUGAGAAAAUGGCGGACAGCUGUAAGAAGAGCCUGGAGGUGUUGAAGCUGGCUCAGUCCAAAGGUCUGCCUCCUCCCAAACAUCACUUUGAGGAGAGGUCCUUCCACACGGUCAGGAUCUUCCCAGAGCUGAGCAGCACUGACAUGGUGGUUGUGAUCGUCAAAGGGAUGAAUCUUCCUGCUCCUAGUGGGAUCCAGCCCAACGACCUGGACGCCUUCAUUAAGUUUGACUUCCCGUACCCCAGCGCGGAGCAGCCGCAGAAACACAGAACAGCCGUCAUCAAGAACACUAACUCUCCAGAAUACAAGCAGAGCUUCACGCUGUCGAUAAACAGGAACCACCGCGGCUUCAGGAGGCUGGUGACGACUAAAGGCCUCAAACUGGAGCUGCUGCACAAAGGAGGCUUCUUACGGAGCGACAAGCUGGUCGGGACGGCGCUCCUAAAGCUGGAGAAACUGGAGAGUCAGAGUGAAAUCAGGGAGAUCGUAGAGGUGAUGGACGGUCGUAAGCCGACAGGAGGGCGAGUCGAGGUGAAGGUCCGGCUGCGGGAGCCCCUGAGCGGACAGGACAUGCAGUCGAGCACCGAGCGAUGGCUGGUGAUCGACUCGUCACAGGUUCUCGUUUAGAUGCUGCUGCAAGUUAAGGACGACUCACAAGAUAAAGAUGAAAGGCACUCAAUCAGAAACACUCGGAGGAGGAUGGAGUUCAGGAAGUGAUGAGGACGGUCUGCUGAUCAGAGUCGACUCGGAGCUACACGGGUCUCUGAAUUUAUAAAACUUUUGCACCUUUGCGAGACAGGAGAGCUGCCUCUGCGCUUCAGAGGAGGCGACGGUUUACGCUAGGUCAGUGUGACGCUCGCUGAUGGACAAAAAGCACUUGUUGUUCUCCUGCUUUGUGUCAUUGCUGCUGAUUCUCACAGAUUAAACUCAGAUAUAAGCUUG
Molecule: messenger RNA, 3057 nt
Organism: Trematomus bernacchii (emerald rockcod)
Lineage: Eukaryota; Metazoa; Chordata; Actinopteri; Perciformes; Nototheniidae
Gene: cc2d1b
Product: coiled-coil and C2 domain containing 1B
Biological process (GO): regulation of transcription by RNA polymerase II
Cellular component (GO): nucleus
Molecular function (GO): RNA polymerase II cis-regulatory region sequence-specific DNA binding; DNA-binding transcription repressor activity, RNA polymerase II-specific
Source: RefSeq, a predicted model, not a curated record